AUGCGACCAGGGAAUCAGAUGAUUGAGAUAAGUACGUGCGACCUUCAUAGGAGGAGCAUGGCCGCAUGUUCGCGUCUGUCGGCAGGGACGACGACAUCCCCACCCAGGGAAACACCGCCGGGCGCCGCCUUCCGCCAGGGUAAGGACAGGCCAAGAGCCAGACUUGACCAUCCAGUCAGAUCUGUUAACAAGAAAGGGGCACCAUAUCGUCAUGUUCCCCACAGCCAGAAACCCCCACAUCUCGUGCAGCGACGCAACGCACGAGAACGUCGUCGUGUUCAGGCCGUCAACGGUGCCUUUUCCCGACUCCGCAAACACGUUCCGUAUGAGCCGAAACACAAGCGGUUGUCCAAGGUGAAGACUCUCCGGGUGGCUAUAGACUACAUAAGACAGCUGGAAGACAUGAUCACGGACCAUGACAGACGCGCACGUGACGCUAGGAGGGAUUGUGGAGGACAUCAGGUUUACGUCAACUCUGACAUUCAUAACAUCGUCGACGGCGGCCGGAACUGGAUGCAAGGCCAACCGGAAGUGCAGCCAGGACAACCAAGAAGAUGUGGUCGCCUCGUGCACUUUCCCUCGUCAUGCGCACAAGUGAAUGUCCACUCCAAUGGCUAUCUCGAUCUCUGCGGGGGUCACUGAUGUGACGCAACUGACCUGUCAGAGACAUUGGCAAUGGACCUGUUCAUCGUGCGAAGAUAUAUCCAGUCACCUCGACUUAUUUCAAAACAUUUCUGGUCGAAUGUGCGCUGGAUGGAGUCGUGUGAAGGACAAAAUUGUCACCAGAUCCCGAUGGACCACGAGGUUGAAGAAACUGAAGUGGAACCCUGUGUUGUGUGGCAUGAUCUAGGUGUUGUUCUAUAAGACUGGCCGUACGUGGAGAUUUCGGGACAGAACUCAUCCUGAACAACUAAUGUUUGACGUUUUUAAUGGGUCGGACGGCCAGGCUAGAGGACAUGAUUAACUGGAGCGAUGUUCAUAAUAUCAUUCACCGGAUUGUCUGGAUCAUCUUCUGUUAUAUACAGCUGCCGUCAUAUAGCUGAAUAU
Haliotis rubra (blacklip abalone) is the source of this 1047-nucleotide messenger RNA. Its product is annotated as achaete-scute complex protein T4-like. Gene Ontology annotation, biological process: developmental process; regulation of transcription by RNA polymerase II. The transcript has 2 exons. The record is from RefSeq and is a predicted model, not a curated record. The coding region runs from base 1 to 642 and encodes 213 amino acids. NCBI's taxonomy places the organism in Eukaryota, Metazoa, Mollusca, Gastropoda, Lepetellida, Haliotidae. Gene Ontology annotation, molecular function: protein dimerization activity; RNA polymerase II transcription regulatory region sequence-specific DNA binding; DNA-binding transcription factor activity, RNA polymerase II-specific.